GGCGCCAGUCCUGAUCACCUAGGCAACGACCCCGCGGUACCGCGACUGGCUCAGGGACCUAGUGUCGUGUGGGCUGCGAGCCUCGAGCCGCCGCUGGCUCAGAGUCUGGGCGUUUCUGCGAGAGCAGCGGAGGAUGGGGCGGGACUUCCGCGUCGCCAAUGCACUCUUCACUUCGCGGUUGGUGGGUUGCUUGGCAGGUGGCCGCUGGGACCAGAGAGGCAGGUAGGGAAGUGCCGGGACUGUCACCGCAUCACUGCACGCACUUUCCCCCCUCCGCUAAUGGCUCCUUCUUCCUGAGCCUUGGUUUCUCCAGACGUAGAACGGAGGUAACGAGCCACCACACACCGCCUUCGUCCCACGGCCCCGGGAUGCAGCCCCCAGGUCCUUCGGCGCAUUCUAUGCUGGGGAAGACUGAGGCCCGUAGUGUGACCGUCAGCCCGCGGUCACCCCGGGCAGUGGGGGUUUGAGGGUUUGGAUGAGCCCUCAUUGUUUGUCACUGUCGCCGCCUCGCACGGUCCCGCCCAACCCACAGACUGAACAGGCCAGCAGCGUCGCUGAUGGACCCGGGGCAGCCCAUCUGUUGGCCCCCUGGCUUAGCUGUCUCGUCAUCGCAGAGCCCAGUGACCUUCGAAGAUGUGGCUGUGUAUUUUUCCAAGGAGGAGUGGGGGCUUCUUGAUGAGACUCAGAGACGCCUGUACCACCAUGUGAUGCUGGAGAACUUUGAGCUCAUGACCUCACUUGGUUGUUGGCAUGGAGUGGAAGAUGAGGGGGCCCAUUCCAAGCAGAAUACUUCUGUAGAAGGGAUGUCACAGGUCAGGAUCCCCAGUGCAAAUCCUUCCACCCAGAAGGCUGACACCUGUGAUAUAUGUGGCCCAUUCUUGAAAGACAUUUUGCACCUGAAUGAACAUCAAAGAAUAUAUCCUGAGGAGACCUUCUACACAUGUGGAACAUGUGGAAGAGAAUUUUGGUUCAGUACAAACCUUCACCAGCACCAGAAGGAGCUCAGUGGAGAAAAGCCCUUUAGAUGGGACAAGGACAAGGAUUCAUUUGUGGAAAAUCUUACAGUUCACCUGUCAGAGAAGCUCUUCACUUGUGGGGAAGGUGGUAAGGAUGCCUUGGACAGCGAUGACCUCUUCCAGCACCCAGCCAUUGACAGCAGCAGGAAGCCACAAAGGAGCACAGAGUGCAGGGAGACCUUUUCACACAGCUCUAAUCUUGAGCAGCUCACAAAAGUCCAUACCACACAGAAGCUAUUUAAGUGCAGCAACUGUGGAAAAGCCUUUCAGAAGACCUCCAUCCUCCUCAACCACCUGAGAACUCACUCUCAAGAGACAACAUUUAGAUGCCCAACAGUUGGAAAUUCCUUAGAGGAGAAAUCAACCCUUGUUAAUCACCAAAAAAGUCAUGAUCGAGAAACAUGCCAUGUGUGUAAAGCAUGUGGGAAGACCUUCACUCAUGCUUCUAAACUGAGGAAGCACCAGAAAUUUCACACUGGAGUAAAAUAUUAUGAGUGCAGUGAUUGUUGGAAAACCUUCAACCACAAACUCACACUUGUUCAUCACCAGAGAAUUCACACAGGAGAAAGGCCUUAUAAGUGCAGUGAAUGUGGGAAAGCCUUUAAUAACAGGUCACAUCUCACUCGGCAUGAGAAAGUUCACACUGGAGAAAGGCCUUUUGAGUGCAGCAAAUGUGGAAGAGCCUUCAGCCAAAGCUCCAAUUUCCUUCGGCACCAGAAAGUUCACACCCAAGUGAGACCUUAUGAGUGCAAUCAGUGUGGUAAAGCCUUUAGCCGCAGCUCUGCCCUCAUUCAGCACUGGAGAGUUCACACUGGAGAAAGGCCUUAUGAGUGCAGUGAGUGUGGAAGAGCUUUUAACAAUAACUCCAACCUUGCUCAGCACCAGAAAGUUCACACUGGAGAACGGCCUUUUGAGUGCAGUGAAUGUGGAAGAGACUUCAGCCAAAGCUCCCACCUCCUUCGACAUCAGAAAGUUCACACUGGAGAACGGCCUUUUGAGUGUACUGAAUGUGGGAAAGCCUUCAGCAAUAGCUCCACCCUCAUUCAGCACCAGAAAGUACAUACUGGGCAAAGGCCUUAUGAAUGCAGUGAAUGUAGAAAGGCUUUCAGCCGCAGCUCCAGCCUGAUUCAGCACUGGAGAAUUCACACCGGGGAAAGACCUUAUGAGUGCAGUGAAUGUGGGAAAGCCUUUGCACACAGUUCCAGUCUCAUUGAGCACUGGAGAGUUCACACAAGAGAAAGGCCUUAUGAGUGCAGUGAAUGUGGGAAAUUCUUUAGCCAGAACUCCAUUCUCAUUAAACAUCAGAAAGUUCACACUGGAGAAAGACCUUAUGAGUGCACUGAAUGUGGGAAAUUCUUUAGCCGAAAGUCCAGCCUCAUUUAUCACUGGAGAGUUCACACUGGAGAAAGGCCUUAUGAAUGCAGUGAAUGUGGGAGAGCCUUUAGCAAUAACUCUCACCUGGUUCGUCACCAGAGAGUUCACACACAAGAAAGGCCCUAUGAGUGCAGCCAAUGUGGGAAAGCCUUUAGUGAAAGAUCUACACUUGUUCGACACCAGAUAGUUCACACCAGAGAAAGGACUUACGAGUGUGACCACUGUGGGAAAAUCUUCAGCCGCCUCUGCAAUCUUACUCAGCAUAAAAGGAUUCAUACCGGGCACCUGGGUGGCUCAGUUGGUUGAGCGACUGCCUUCGGCUCAGGUCAUGAUCCUGGAGUCCCUGGAUCGAGUCCCACAUCGGGCUCCCUGCUCGGCAGGGAGUCUGCUUCUCCCUCUGACCCUCCUCCCUUUCAUGCUCUCUGUCUCUCAUUCUCUGUCUCAAAUAAAUAAAUAAAAUCUUUAAAAAAAAAAAAAAAGGAUUCAUACCUGAAUGUAGCCUUACAGAGAUGGUCCUUCUGAGAAGAUCUUCAGUCAAGUCAAACUUCAUGCAGAAUACCCACAGAGAAGUUACCUGCAUGUACCACUAGUGUGGAGAAGGCUUCAGAAGGUAGUCUGCCCUUUCUGAGCAGCCCAGGGCUGAGCUCUCUUCCCUCUGGAGCGUAAAGCCCUUUCCAGCCUGCCUGGGUCCAAAUAUUUGCAGCCAUCAUCUACAUAUGUAGGGAGAAAACAGCUCCCUGUGCCUCCCUUCCCCUUUCCUGGAGGGAAACAGGAUUGUCCUGGGCCCACUAGAAUGGCUUCAUUCCCAUUGCCUCUAAAAUGGUUAGGAAGUGAACUAACCCCAUGCUGGUCGAGGGGCCUUGAGGGAUGUCCAGUUUGGGCUUCUCAGAUACACAUUCCUCAUGGAUGUUGUCUUGUCUGCAUGUAACCCCAAUUAUGUAUCCAAUGAGCUCACACAUCACCCUCCCCUGGAACCACUUAUCUUGGUGUUCUCUAUUCUGCAUGAUAAUAAAGACCUUAGUAAUCAAGUCUUUUUUUUUUUUUUUGAGAGGGAUGGAAGGGGCAGAAGGAGAGAGAGAAUCCUAAGCAGGCUCCAUGCCCAGCGUGGAGCCUGACCCAGGGCUCAGAAUCACCACCCUGAGAUCAUGACCUGAGCUGAAAUCAAGAGUCGGAUGCUUGACUAAGUGAGCUACCCAGGUGCCCUGAUCAAGACACCUUUAUUUAUUUAUUUUAGAUUUUAUUUAUCUGACACAGAGAGAGAGCACAAGCUGGGGGCGUGGCAGGCAGAGGGAGAGGGAGAAGCAGGCUCUCUGCUGAACAGAGAGCCUAAUGUGGGGGGCUGGAUCACAGAACCCUGGGAUCAUGACCUGAGCUGAAGGCAGAUGCUUAACCAACUGAGCCACCCAGGCAUCCCUCACGUCACCUUUAAUCUUGGGGGUUUUGGUGGGGGUAGGUCGAAAAAAGAAGUGGGUAGAGUGAGGGAUGGCUGAGACAGGGCACCUAACAACAUCUACCUCAGGGUAUAGAAGGAACAUAGGGUUAGGGUUUGCAGUGCAUCUAAAGGACUGGGAAAAACGGAAGGGCUCAUAAAGUGAACAUAGUGGCCUGUAUUUCAGAGUUAUCUGAAGGCCCAGAGCUCACCCUGAAGGAAGAGGAUGCUAGUCUGCAACAUUAGAAUGGUCUGUUGGAUUAGGAGGCGGGUCCCUAGUUCCUAGAGAGAUGUCUGGGUUUCCCCAUGUGAGGAGAAGCUAUCUUCUGGUUCCUAAUAAGGAUAUAUGAUCCUAGGAGGCGGGGAGAGGCCCAGUGGAUAGAGAAACAAUGGGUGUGAGGUAAGAGGGAGUUGGGAGGAAUUUACAGCACUGCCAUUAGGGACAAAGGAGCACCACAGUUCUCCAUUAGCUUGAGGCAGGUAAGGCACAUAUAACUUAAUCUGAGAUCUACAGGGGCCAUCUGGGAGCCAGAAACACUGGGUUUGGAGCAGACUGGUAAACUAAAGGGAACUUGGCUAUUCUAAAGGUACAUCAAAAACUUCCAGAUUGGGGUGCCUGGCUGGCUCAGUUGGUAGAGCAUGCAACUCUUGUUCUUGAGGUUGUGAGAUUGAGCCCCAAGGUGGAUGCAGAGAUUACUUAAAAAUAAAAUCUUUAUAGGGUGCCUGGGUGGCUCAGUUGGUUAAGUGACUGCCUUCGGCUCAGGUCAUGAUCCUGGAGUCCCGGGAUUGAGUCCCGCAUCGGGCUCCCUGCUCAGCAGGGAGUCUGCUUCUCCCUCUGACCCUCCCCCCUCUCAUGCUCUAUCUCAUUCUCUCUCUCAAAUAAAUAAAAUCUUUAAAAAAAUAAAUAAAUAAAAUCUUUAUAAAGAAAAAAAAACCUUCCAGGUGACUCUGGCCAAGUGAGAUAAGAGUGAAGAACUCGGGCGCCUGGGUGGCUCAGUUGGUUAAGCGACUGCCUUCGGCUCAGGUCACGAUCCUGGAGUCCCUGGAUCGAGUCCCGCAUCGGGCUCCCUGCUCGGCGGGGAGUCUGCUUUGCCCUCUGACCCUAUCCCCUUUCAUGUGUUCUCUCUCAUUCUCUCUCUCUCAAAAUAAAUAAAUAAAAUUAAAAAAAAAAAAAAAAAAGAGUGAAGAACUCAAGACCUGCAGACCUGCGUAUCACUCGUAAUGGAAAUCCAAACAAAUGUUUUAUGAAUUCCUAUAUUCUCCCUGUGCUCGUUACCUCAUGGCUGUCACCACACAGGAACCUCAUCAUCAAGAGGAUAGAGCUCGGGGCACCUGGGUGGCCUCAGUCGUUAAGCAUCUGCCUUUAGCUCAGGUCAUGAUCCCAGGGUCCUGGGACUGAGCCCCGCAUCGGGCUCCCUGCUCCGCGGGAGGCCUGCUUCUCCCCCUCCCACACUCCGUGCUUGUGUUGCCUCUCUCACUGUGUCUCUCUGUCAAAUAAAUAAAAAUCUUAAAAAAAAAAAAAAAAAAAAAAGAGGAUAGAGCUCAUGGUCAGGAGAAUGGUUUAUGUGAGUAGCCAGAGUUUUAGAGAAUCACAUAGCCAUGGCAUUCAU
This is a messenger RNA of Mirounga angustirostris (Northern elephant seal), 5429 nucleotides long. RefSeq names its product zinc finger protein 132 (gene ZNF132). Gene Ontology annotation, cellular component: nucleus. The transcript has 3 exons. Gene Ontology annotation, biological process: regulation of transcription by RNA polymerase II. Lineage: Eukaryota; Metazoa; Chordata; Mammalia; Carnivora; Phocidae. Gene Ontology annotation, molecular function: DNA-binding transcription factor activity, RNA polymerase II-specific; RNA polymerase II cis-regulatory region sequence-specific DNA binding. The coding region runs from base 558 to 2696 and encodes 712 amino acids. The record is from RefSeq and is a predicted model, not a curated record.